GGCAGGUGCUGAAACCGGAAGCGGAAUCAGCGACGUGUCAUCUCCUGGAAGAUUCUUGAAUACCUACUGCAGCUGCAGGAUCUGGUUUCUGACACCCUGAGACAAACCAAUGCAGUCAGGAGGAAGAGAAACCAGCAGCAUGAAUGCUCACUGAUCCGCAGGCGACAAACAAUCACACAAAACAGAGGUACUAGGAAAGAUCACAGUGGUUUGAUUCCCCACCGUCGCCGUCCCCCCUAAGACACCAUGACGUCCUCUAUGCUCCGCCGACAGCUGAAGAACCUGGUCCAGAACUACUCUGAGGCCGAGGUCAAGGUGAGAGAGGCGACGUCCAAUGACCCAUGGGGCCCGUCCAGCACUCAGAUGGCCGACAUUUCUGACCUGACCUACAACGCGGUGGCCUGCAACGAGAUCAUGACGAUGCUCUGGAAGAGGCUGAAAGACGACAGGAAUUGGAGGCACAUCCACAAGUCCCUGACGCUGCUGGAGUACCUGCUGAAGACCGGCGACGAUCGCGUGCUUCUGAAAAUGAAAGACAACAUCUACAUUGUCAAAGCCCUGACUGAGUAUCGCUUUGUGGAAAAGGACGGCAAAGAUCAGGGUGUGAAUGUGAGAGAGAAGGCCAAGGUUGUCCUUGUUCUUAUGGAGGACGAUGACAAACUGAAGGAAGAGAGAGACUUUGCCGUCAAGACCAGAGAAAAGACGUCAAAAAGUUCUGCUGCCUCAUCUGCGGACGCCGUCAAGGAUCCCAGUUACAAGCCAUGUUAUGUCCCUGGGGCCUCGGGACUUCCGUCCUUGGACAACAUACCCUCAGUGGCUGAUUUGACCGCGUCCUUCACAGCCCGCAAAGAAGAGCGACUUAAACAGGAGUUAGAGAAGAAGGAAGCGGAGAGACGGGCAAAGUUGAGUGAAGAGGAGCUGAAAUGGGAGGAUGCCGGCAAAGCCAACGCUAAAGCUGACGCUUGGGGAGGGGAAGAGAAAGAAGAGGAGGCGGUUGAGGAGGAGGAGGAGGAGGAAGUGAAAGCAGACCCUUGGGGUGCUCCUAAAGAACCGAAAAAAGCCACAGAUCCUUGGGGGGCUCCGACAAAAACGGAAGAAGAUCCAUUUGCGGCACCAAAGAAUGGAGAAGAUCCUUUCACGGCGCCAAAAGACGAACCAGAUCCUUUCAGUGCACCGAAAGACGAUCCCUUCAACGCGCCCGCAACCACCGAAGAUCCAUUUGCGGCUCCAAAAACUAAACCAGAUCCCUUUAGUUCUUCUAAUGGCGAUCCGUUCAAUGCACCAAAGGAUGAUCCGUUCAAUGCACCAAAGGAUGAUCCGUUCAAUGCACCAAAGGAUGAUCCGUUCAAUGCACCAAAGGAUGAUCCAUUCAAUGCACCAAAGGAUGAUCCGUUCAAUGCUCCAAAGGUUGAUCCAUUUAAUGCUCCAAAAGAUGAUCCAUUUAAUGCUCCAAAGGAUGAUCCAUUCAAUGCUCCAAAGGAUGAUCCAUUUAUUACUCCAAAAGAUGAUCCGUUCAGUGCUCCAAAGGAUGAUCCUUUUGGUACUCCAAAAGACGACCCUUUCAGUACCCCUAAAGAUGACCCUUUUACUGCUCCGGCAUCAACGCCCCCUAAAGAAGACCCAUUUGGUCAACCAGUGUCAUCUAAAGGCGACCCCUUUGGUGCACCAACAACACCACCUAAAGAAGACCCCUUCUCUGCAUCCAAACCCCCCCAAGACGACCCCUUUGGUGCACCAACAUCACCCCCUAAAGACGACCCCUUUGGUGCACCAGUAACACCCCCUAAAGACGACCCCUUUGGUGCCCCAGUAACAUCCCCUAAAGACGACCCCUUUGGUGCACCAGUAACACCCCCUAAAGGCGACCCCUUUGGUGCACCAGUAACACCCCCUAAAGGCGACCCCUUUGGUGCACCAACAACACCACCUAAAGAAGACCCCUUCUCUGCAUCCAAACCCCCUCAAGACGACCCCUUUGGUGCACCAACAUCACCCCCUAAAGAGGACGCAUUCACAGUACCGUCUAGUCCACCAAAGGAUGAUCCCUUCAGUGCCCCUCCAGUGAGCUCACCCCAAGGUGCUGCAGAUGCAUGGGGAGCCCCGGCCAGUUCUCCACCUCCCACUGGGUCCGAUCCCUGGGGGGCCGGAGCCUCCUCGCCCGCUGACAAUUCGGAUCCAUUUGGGGAUUCCUCCAAACCAGACAAUGACCCGUGGGGAGCUCCAGCUUCAGCUCCAGUCAGCACAGAUGAUGCAUGGGGUUCGCCUGCUCCCCCCUCAGCCUCUUCCCCAUCUGGUGACCCCUUUGGAGAUGGAGGGUCUAAAACCAAUGAUCCCUGGGGUGCACCAAGCAACACAAGUGGCGAUGGCACAGGAAAGCGAACCACGCGGGAAGAGGAGUUGUACAGAAAGACUGCUUCUUUCUUGGGCUCGGCGGGGGCGUCGCUGGUCGACUUGGAUGAUCUGUUUUCCCCCAACCCCAAACCCAGACAGCGCUCCCUCAUCGACGCACCCGCCGCCCAAACGCAAACCGCCGCCGCCGCCGGUAAGGACAGAAAAAAAAAAAAAACGCUUCACUCCGGGUGAGAAAUGACAUUUUUAACAAAGGCUUCACGGGGAAUUGUUUGCGGUGUGAUUGACUCAAACCGGAUGCAUGACCGACCUUCCCGAGACAAAUCAGACUUUAAUCGCUCGCCGUUGAUGUUUCAAACUACUUCUAUCCGGGGAAAAAAGAGGGCGAGGUGGAGGCGUUGUGGAAUAAAUAUUUCUGAGUAGGUUUGUAUGGAGAUGUUAUUGUGAUCAUGUGUCCCUCCCCUGUGAUCUCGCUGUAGUGUUUAGAUCGUCGUCGUGUAUGUGUGUGCGUGAGCAUUAGUGACCUAUCGGAAACUGUACAGAGACUAGUGUAUAUUAACCAGCAGAUAUAUAUAAAUAUAUAUAAAUAUAUAACUGUUUCCACCCCUCUCUCUGCUCUUUGCUGGAAUAUUUCGAACUAUAUAUCCUCCUCCUCCUCAUCCCUGAAAACCCCCCCCCUGUCACUCUUCCUCGUUUCCCAGGCGCUCUCAAACCGAGGGGCCCUGUGGUAAGAUCAGGGGUUUUUGGUGAAACAUCGGCCCCGUACUACAAUCCCUUUGGUUCCACUCUAGCGCCCCCACAUGGUGCCCCUCCUCCUCCUUCCAUGGAAACUCCCCUGCUUCAGCUUCACUUCGGUGAGCUUCAGGUACAGCCCGUUUCUAUCGGAGGGGAUCCUCAAACGCGACUUGGCUUGAGCUCCCCCCGUGGAGGAGUGGGAAUGGUGCAGUCCGGUUCCUUUGGAGGGAAUCUCCCUGCAGGGGGAGGUUCCACUCCACAGGCCGGAGGUGGAGGCCUGUUUGGCAACGGGUUGUUGGAUGAAACGCUCAACACAAACAACAACAACAACCCCUUCCUCUUCUGACAACGUCAGAUUUCAUAGAAGAUCAAAUAGAUAAAGGUUUGGGAUUUUUGGGGCGAAUUUGUUCUGCACGUUUUAGUCCUAGUUUCUGUCCAUCAUGUCAUUAAAACCAGCACAAUUUCUACCUUAGUUCUAUUUAUCUCUUAGUUAUGCACCUGUUUAUUUACUUGGACUCUGACUGAAACAAGAAAGGAGAGUUUUGGAAACUAAAGUCCAACAUUGGGUCCAGUUACUUGAUGGAUGUGUGUGUUUACGUGAACGGUUUAUUGGUAAACUGAUGCAUCAAACCUACAGGAAAUGAAAUGGGAGAAGAAGACACAAGCCUGUUUUUGAUUCAGUAGAAGAAGAGGAGGAAAAAAGGAGAAUAGGGAAAGGAAAGAAGAAGAAGCUGAACCAAGAUGUCUCCAAAGUUUCCGAUGUUGACGUCCACAUGGAUUUGGGUUUUGUGAAGUAAGAGGAACAGAAGAAAGGAUCUGAGAACAACAAAGGAGGCGAAAUGUUCAUCCCUCAUCUUUGUCCCUGAGCCGGAUGGUCCAGAUCAGGGGGGUCAAACUCAUUUUUAGAUCGGAGGCCACAUACGUUCAGUCCAGUUUGAUCUCAAAUGGGCCUUUUCCAUUAGUUUUGGUGCAGAGAAGAGCAAGAACAUUAGAGGGAUGUUUAAUUUAAUAAACUAUCCUGUAAAAAAGUGAACUUUCUUAAGAGAUGACAGUGAAAUUUGGGCUCAUUGAUCUUUGCUGUUUAGUUCUGGGUCUCGGUGUCCACUUCUUUUUCUGAAACAGUGGAAAAAAUUAGUAUUAUUAGCUAUUUUCAUUGAAAAUUUGCAGGCUUCUUUGUCAUUUUCACACUUUUUUCACAUCCUGUGGACCAGAUUAGACCCUGUGGUGGUGUUUGUUGACACCUAGAGCAGAGGUUUUCAAUGGUUUUUAGGCCAAGGACCCAAAUUGAUGGAGAGAAUAAGGCCUAGUGUCAUUUAUAAAUAUACAUUAUUAUAAUUAAAUAUUCAGCUUUCCCUAUCCCUUUCCUAACAUAUGUUGGAUUCAUGUUAAGGUGUAUUUAAAGACAUUUAAAUUUGUGGGUGAAAAUUAAAAAAAUAUAUAAAAAUGUCUAAUCAACCAAAGAUUUUGUGACCCCCCUGGAUUAGAAAACGAACCAAUAUGUCUCCAUCGUCUCUGUCUUUUGUUUUUCUGUCCCUCCUGGAAACUCCUCAACCUGACAUAUUAACGGAUUUAUUCCAACAACCAGAGAGAAAUAUUACCUGAGCUGGUUUUAUUCUGAUUAGCAGAGGAACAACAGUGUAAAUAAGUCUGAAUAUAUGACAUGAUGGACUUUAAUCAGUGGAAGGUAUCAAACAUAAAUAAUAAAAUGAUUUAAUAAAUAAAUAAGUUUAAGGACAAAGACUUGCAGAACAAUUUGUCACUGACGUCUGUUUAGAAAAAAAUCAUUCACAAAUGAAAUAUAUUUAAAAAAGAAACACAUGAGAAUCAUUUGAUUUGAAGCAGAUUUUUUUAUGCACUAGUCUGAAACGCUGAGAGCAGUGAGUGUCUGUGUGUAUUUGAGUGUUGUAUGACAUACGAUGAGUGACCAGUGUGACCUGCAGUAUAUAUUGUGUUGAUGUAAAUAGUGGACCUUGAGCUAAGCUGUUUAUCAGAGAGUGUUACAGCCACGAGCGACUAUUUAUUCAUCUAUUUAUUGACCGAUUUAAAUAAGGAAUCAUUCAGGUUUCACUGCGGCCUCGUUAUCGGACAGAAUCAUGUUCAGACUCACUUCAGUGGUUUAUGUUUGUACUCAUCGAGUCUCCUCCAGGAUCAGACCAGGAACAGAAGAUGUAUUAUUAUGGGAUGUUUGACUAAAGAAUCAUCGUUUGUAUCUGCAUCUCCUCAUAUUUCAGCACAAACAACAAAUGUGAAAUACACGGAAGAAGAAUUUGAAUUUAAAAGCUGCAGAUUUCACCGGUUCUAGUUUGAGUUAAUAAAAUCAAAUCCACACCCGGAAGCAGACGAGGCCGACGAAUUCUCUCCUUGUGUUUUCACUUUCUUGGUUAAAUAUUAAAACAGACUUGAGUCCAUCCGAUUAUUUAAUUUUGUAUGAAAAUGGUUCAUUUUGCCGUGUAUCUAAAUUAAAAGCUGUGUUGUAAAGUUGUCGACGGUGUAAUUUAUUUGAGAAAUAAAACGGUACGAUACGCAA
Molecule: messenger RNA, 5611 nt
Organism: Mugil cephalus (flathead mullet)
Lineage: Eukaryota; Metazoa; Chordata; Actinopteri; Mugiliformes; Mugilidae
Product: epsin-1-like
Exons: 10
Coding region: 247-2583 (778 amino acids)
Biological process (GO): endocytosis
Cellular component (GO): endosome; plasma membrane; clathrin vesicle coat
Molecular function (GO): phospholipid binding; clathrin binding
Source: RefSeq, a predicted model, not a curated record